AUGUCUACUGUAGAACCUUAUGAUAGAUCGAGGUUGAUCGAUUCCAAAGGUAGACCAGUGGUAGGCAAUGUCAUUAAUUCAGAAAAUGUGCUACCGUUAUUAAAUCAUGGGUAUAAUAAGUAUAAUCUUGAACAAGAAAUCAAAUUAGUACCUCCCUUAUCCUUUGAUAAGAUCUUGGAUGCUCCGGUUUCUAUGGUAGCCAAUCUAAACAUUCAGCCAGGAGAUGAUGGGUUUAUAUUUUGGUUCGUAACUUCCUCAAUAGUACCUUUGAUAUCUGCUUGUGUGGCUCCAAUAGCUAACAUGAUCUCAAUUAUUGGUUUGGCCGAAUCUUGGAGAGCUGAUACCUCCACAGGGAAAAUCAUUAGUGACCCUGCUGAUUUAAGAGUGCUAAACAUCUUGAGUCUUUGCUUCGGUUUGAUAGGGAAUAUAUCAUUAUUUGUCAAUUUCAGAACCACUAAGAUGUAUAUUAUUGCCCAAACAAUAUCGAUAUUCUCCUGGAUAAUGGCAUGUAUAUUACUUCUAAUAGCUGUUUUGCUAUUGGCUUAUCGGGAGAUAUCAGACACUCAGGUAGCCACUGAAGGUUAUUGGUUAUCGGGGUUUACUAUUGUAUUUUAUUUCUCGUGUACUGUAACCAUGUCAUUGAACUGUAUGGGGUUUAUCAUGGGGAAGUAUCCCCCUUUACUCAAUUUAAACAAAAGUGAACGAGGGCUUAUGAUAUAUACGGCUUGCUUGGCCUUAUGGUUGGUCAUAGGGGCUUUGGUGGUGAAACAUCUUGUGGUGGAUAUAAGUUAUGGAGCAGGAUUAUAUUUUUGUAUGGUAUCUGUUCUCACCAUUGGUUUGGGAGAUAUCUUACCUAGAAAAGAUGGAGCCAAAGCAUUCAUACUUAUAUUUUCGUUGGUUGGUGUGAUAUUAUUGGGUCUUGUGAUAUCAAUGAUUCGUCAAGUUCUGCAUAACACCGAACAACCAGUUUUUCUUUGGCACAGAAUGGAAGUUGAGCGUAAGAAGGUGCUAAAAAUCAUAGAAAAGCGUGGAUACACCCUAACUAAUGAAGAUGCAUUCAAAAUCAUGAGAAAAAUUGAUCAUAAGCUGAAAGCUGAAAAGGAGAUGUAUGGAUUAUUGGUUACUUUGCUAGUGUUUUGUAUAUUUUGGCUCAUAGGAGCUUGCGUGUUUCACUAUAUUGAAAAUUGGUCUUAUUUUGAAAGUGUUUACUUUUGCUUACUUUGUUUGAUCACUAUUGGUUACGGAGACUUCGCUCCAGAGACAGCUCUUGGAAGAGUUUUCUUUAUAACUUGGGCCAUAUCAGCAGUUCCGUUGAUGACUAUUCUUAUUUCCAAUAUGGGUGACACUUUAUUUGGAACUUCAGGAGUGAAACAAUUAAUAUUGGAAAUCAAAUAUCUGAUCCAAUCAUUAUUGUCGACCACCACCAAGAGCUUAAGCAGCGAUCCCAUUAUCCAUGAUUUAGAGGCUUUCCAAUCAUCAAGUAGUUCAGGGAGCCAAAUCAAACCCGAUCCUGGGAUUGAUGAUGUUUUAGAUGGUACAAGUCAAAUCUAUCGAGUCAACCAUUGGAAGAAUUCUCUUAGCGAUUUUUCCGAUGUUGGUCUUGCUGAAAAGGUAAAAACUCACAGAAAAGGUCUAGUAAACAUUCUUGAAUUCUUAAACCAGCUUAAACCUUUAAUUGAAGAUACUUUGGAUACACCUUCAAUGGAAUAUGAUCAUGAACAAUGGAGUAAGCUUAUACGAACCUUGAAGAAAUUUGAAGAUAUCGAAUUCUCGCCAAUGACUUGGCUAGGUGAUGAUUCUCCCCUCAGAUUACCUUUACAAGAGCCAAAUUAUUUCAUUUCCAGGAUAUUCUUCCGUAUAGAAAGUGAACUUUUGACUUUGAUUAAGACAUCUGAUCAAGAAUUAGAGGAUUUAUUGAAGGUGGGACAACAAAACGGACCAAAAAAUGGACCAGAAAAUGGACCAGAAAAUGGACCAGAAAACGGACUACAAAGCCAAGAAGAAGAUUAA
Molecule: messenger RNA, 2010 nt
Organism: Yamadazyma jaroonii
Lineage: Eukaryota; Fungi; Ascomycota; Pichiomycetes; Serinales; Debaryomycetaceae
Source: the annotation of a GenBank genome assembly